Messenger RNA from Aspergillus clavatus NRRL 1, 3825 nucleotides. RefSeq names its product aminophospholipid-translocating P4-type ATPase NEO1. The coding region runs from base 1 to 3825 and encodes 1274 amino acids. Lineage: Eukaryota; Fungi; Ascomycota; Eurotiomycetes; Eurotiales; Aspergillaceae. Gene Ontology annotation, molecular function: ATPase-coupled intramembrane lipid carrier activity; magnesium ion binding; ATP binding. The transcript is spliced from 2 exons. The record is from RefSeq and is a predicted model, not a curated record. Gene Ontology annotation, cellular component: trans-Golgi network; plasma membrane; endosome. Gene Ontology annotation, biological process: endocytosis; retrograde vesicle-mediated transport, Golgi to endoplasmic reticulum; phospholipid translocation.
AUGCCUGCCAUGCCUUCAUCAUCCGACUAUCUCCAGCCUCACGAUGGCGCGAGCGUUGACUCCGGGUCCGAUGACGAUCUCGAUUUGGAGGAACUAGAUCCAACCACAGCCACCUUUCAUCAAGCUCCUCACAUCCCAAGAGAUGAAGCGACGCGGAAGAUAAGCUAUGGCUCCGGGAUUGCUCUGAGGAACCUGCGUAUUGGCGGUGGGAGUCGGUGGAAGCACAGUAACAGAGCGUCAGGAGAGGAUACGCACGGCUUGCUGGAAGAUCGGGACGAAGAGACACUCCGGAGAUCGCACGCCAGCUCACACAAUUACACUGAGGACGACGCACCGCUCCUUGCCAAUCGUCGACGAAGUUCGGCCCGCUCGUUGGUCGGCGACCCGGCAAUUCGACAAAGGGUUGGUUCAGCGCGAUUCUUUGGUUUCAAGGCGGCGAGUGUUUUUUCAAGGCUCUCGAGCUGGUCUCGUCGGAGCGAUAAUGACGAUAAUGCAAAUAAACCCCCGCGCGAAGUGUUCGUUGCGCAGACACAAAGGGCCAAGUACCCGCCGAAUGUUGUAUCGAAUGCCAAGUACACCCCAUGGUCCUUCCUACCCCGAACCCUCUACAAUGAGUUCUCUUUUUUCUUCAACAUAUAUUUCCUCUUGGUGGCUCUCUCACAGAUCAUCCCCGUGCUCCGAAUAGGGUACAUGUCUUCUUACAUCGCGCCCCUCGCUUUCGUCGUCGCAAUAUCGCUUGGAAAAGAAGCUCUGGAUGAUAUCGGUCGUCGAAGAAGGGAUGCGGAAGCCAAUUCUGAGGAGUUUACGGUUGUAUCCUUCGAUAGUCCUAUGGGUAGAAAGGCAUACACUGCGACUUCUAUUGACAAUUCGGAGGCCAGCGAUGUAUUCGAGAUUACGAAGAAAUCUAGGGAUCUGAAAGUCGGCGAUGUUCUCAAAGUUCGCAAGAAUCAGCGUUUGCCGGCAGACGUGGUUAUCCUCAAAAGCAUUUCAAACGAUCCCGUGAUCGCUCGCGCAAGCUCACUGGCUGAAUCACCAGCAGACCCCAUGCAUCAAGCCUCCGGAGAUGUACCGGCUCCCGUUGAUACUGAGCCCAGUUCGAGCACAACGGCUAAUGAAGAUCACCUCUCUUCCGGUAGCGAUACAUUUAUUCGCACUGAUCAGCUGGACGGUGAAACCGACUGGAAAUUGCGCUUACCCUCAGUGUUAUCGCAGUCUCUCAGACUCAAUGAUUUCACUCGACUUAAGGUUACUGCGAGCGCCCCGGACAAACGGGUAAACGAGUUUGUUGGUACCAUUGAACUGGGUUCACGGUCCGGCUUCUACGACCCUCACGUUGACAAAGCACAACCUGGCGGGGAAGCUAGCAACGAAAGUCAGCAAGCUAAUUCCGCUCCAUUGACGAUUGACAACACGGCAUGGGCAAACACAGUCCUGGCUUCGAAUACGGCUACGUAUGCUGUCAUUAUUUACACUGGCUCGCAAACCCGAGCGGCUCUCUCAACAUCACCCUCUCGUUCAAAAGUUGGCCUCCUGGAAUAUGAAAUCAACAACCUUACCAAGAUAUUGUGCGCCUUGACCCUGACGCUGUCGGUGAUAUUGGUCGCAUUGGAGGGCUUCCAGCCGACAAAUGAUAAGAAGUGGUACAUUGCAAUCAUGAUAUACCUCAUCCUUUUCUCGACGAUCAUUCCCAUGAGUCUACGGGUCAACCUAGACAUGGCAAAAUCAGUAUACAGCAGGUUCAUUCAGCGAGACACUGAUAUUCCGGGUACUGUUGUCAGAACAAGUACAAUACCUGAAGACCUGGGUCGAAUCGAGUACCUGCUUUCUGAUAAGACAGGUACUCUCACUCAGAACGAGAUGGAACUGAAGAAGAUCCAUGUCGGAACCGUUUCGUAUGCGAACGAUGCAAUGGAGGAGGUCGCGUCUUUCGUCCGACAAGGCUUUGCUGGCAACACCUUGACCACCCCUUCUGCGGUGUUUGGAGCCCAGGCAGGAUUUGGGGCUGCACCCCGAACCAGAAGGGAAAUUGGGUCGCGUGUCCGAGACAUCAUUCUGGCACUGGCUCUGUGCCACAACGUCACACCCACAAUGGAUGAAGAAGACGGGGUAACUGUCACGAGUUAUCAGGCGUCUUCGCCCGAUGAGAUUGCAAUUGUCAAAUACACUGAAGACGUCGGUUUGAAAUUGUCAUACCGCGAUCGGCAAACCAUAGUCCUCGAGGCAACAGAUACGAGCCAUGUGGUCGUUCGUGUCCGCAUUCUUGACAUUUUCCCCUUUACAUCAGAGAGCAAGCGAAUGGGGAUUAUCGUACAAUUCGAAACGGAUAACACCAUCUUGGAGUCCACGAGCGAUGACGGUGAGAUUUGGUUCUAUCAGAAAGGUGCCGACACCGUAAUGUCGGCCAUUGUUGCGGCGAACGACUGGCUUGACGAGGAGACUGCCAACAUGGCCCGAGAGGGACUGCGGACCCUUGUUAUCGGUAGAAAACGACUAUCCUCGCAACAAUUCCAGGCAUUUUCUACGAAAUACAAACAAGCCGCGCUUGCUCUUCAGGGGCGUGACGUCGGAAUGGCCAAGGUUGUGAGCGAGCAUCUGGAGCGUGACUUGGAGCUUCUCGGCGUCACUGGUGUUGAGGAUCGCCUGCAGAGAGAUGUUAAGCCUUCCCUGGAACUGCUUCGCAACGCUGGUGUGAAGAUUUGGAUGUUGACUGGGGACAAGGUGGAGACGGCGCGUUGCGUUGCGAUUUCCGCCAAACUGGUUGCUCGUGGCCAGUAUAUCCAUACAGUCUCCAAAGUGAAGGACCGCGCAGCCGCUCAAGAGGCAUUGGACUUUCUGCGCAACAAAACCGAUUGCUGUCUGCUCAUCGAUGGCGAGUCCUUGUCGCUGAUGCUUGGUCAAUUCCGCUCUUCGUUUAUCUCGGUUGCCGUUCUGCUGCCUGCGGUCAUCGCUUGUCGGUGUUCACCUACCCAAAAAGCCGAGGUUGCAGACCUGAUCCGCCAGUAUACGAAAAAACGGGUUUGCUGCAUCGGCGAUGGUGGCAAUGAUGUCUCGAUGAUCCAGGCAGCUGACGUUGGAAUUGGUAUUGUUGGAAAAGAAGGACGUCAAGCCUCUUUAGCGGCCGACUUUAGCAUCACACAAUUUCAUCACCUCACGAAGCUCCUUGUCUGGCACGGCCGCAAUUCAUACAAACGGUCUGCCAAACUGGCCCAAUUCAUCAUGCACCGCGGCCUCAUCAUCAGCGCCUGUCAAACCAUGUACAGUAUCGCGAGCCACUUUGACCCCAAAGGUCUCUUCAUUAACUGGCUGAUGGUCGGCUACGCGACGGUAUACACCAACGCUCCUGUCUUUUCACUUGUUUUCGACCGCGACGUUGAUGAGCACCUGGCCAACCUUUACCCCGAGCUAUACAAGGAGCUCAAGUCCGGUCGCAGUCUCAGCUACCGUUCGUUCUUCAUUUGGGUGCUGGUCUCCGUUUACCAAGGCGCCGUAAUCCAGGGACUCUCGCAGAUCUUAUUGCAUACCAUAUCAGGACCGCGACUGAUUAGCGUCUCAUUCACUGCGCUUAUCAUCAAUGAGUUGCUUAUGGUUGCCAUUGCCAUCACCACCUGGCACCCAUUAAUGAUAUUCUGCCUGAUUGGCACCGCUCUCGUCUAUGCUGCCAGUGUUCCGUUCCUCGGUGACUACUUCGACCUCGAGUAUGUGAUUACUGUUGACUGGGUCUGGCGUGUAAUCGCUGUCUGCGCCGUCUCCGUCAUUCCUGUAUGGGCAGGGAAGCUCAUCCAGCAGUCCUGGAAACCCCCCAGCUACCGGAAAGUUCGGGGUUGA